UGGACGUCUGGCUGUGCAGUUUGAUGGCCCUUGUGACCGUCGCCCUGGGGUGGACCAGUGCGCAGAGUGCCCUCAACCACACCAGGCCGGUCUUCCAAUGUGGGGGUCACCUGGUGACGGACUCAGGCUUCGUAGCGAGUGAGGGCUUCCCCAACCAAUACCAGCCCAACAGUAAAUGCACCUGGUACAUCACCGUCCCGGCGGGCCACGUGGUCAUGCUGUCCUUCCGGCUGUUUGACAUGGAGGCGGACGCCACCUGUCGCUACGACUACCUGGACGUGUUCAACGGACACACGCGCCUGGUGCAGCGGCUCGGACGCUUCUGCGGGACCUUCCGGCCCGGGGCGCUGAUCGCCACCUCCAACACCAUGAUGCUCACCAUGGUGGCCGACGGCAGCACCGCCGGACGCGGCUUCGUGGCUUUCUUCAGCGCCGGGAAGCCCCACGUGGAAGAGAACCAGUUCUGCGGGGGCCGGCUGACCAAGGAGCAGGGCUCCGUCCAGACACCCAACUGGCCCACCUCUGAUUACCCAGCAGGCAUCAGUUGCUCCUGGCACAUCUCUGUGGAGCCCAGUAAUGUGAUCGAGGUGAAGUUCGCCAAACUGGACUUGGAGCCUGACACCUACUGUCGCUACGACUAUGUGGCGUUCUUCAAUGGUGGCGAGAGGGACGACUCGCGGCGCAUCGGGAAGUUCUGCGGGGACACGGCGCCGGGAACCAUCGUGACCAACGGCAACGAGUUGCUGGUGCAGUUUGUGUCCGACCUCAGCGUGACCUCUGAUGGCUUCAUGGCGUUCUACUCCAGCGUGCCCCGGGGGGCGCGGGCCCCCGGCCCUGGGGGGGACUUCAUCUACAGCCCCAACACGGUCUCCAGGACCCAGAGACCAGCAACCCAACCCACCCCCAAGCCCACCAGACCCACCCCCAAGCCCAGACCGAGACCUGGGACCAGACCGGCAGCCAGACGCCCUGUAGCUAAACCUAAAGCUAAACCCAAAGCAGCUAAACCUAGCGCUAAACCCAAAGCAGCUAAACCUAGUGCUAAACCUAAAGUAGCUAAACCCAAAGUAGCUAAACCCACCCCCAAACCUAAAGUAGCUAAACCCCCCGCUAAACCCAAAGCAGCUAAACCAACUCACAAACCCAAAGUAGCCAAACCCACCGCUAAACCAAAAGUUGCUAAACCUAAGGCGUAUAAGCCCAGGAUUAAAACUACAGCAAAGCCAUGGCCUACUUUCAAACUUAAAGCCACGGCAAAAACGAAGUUGAACAAGUUCAAACCGACGCCAAAACCAAGCAUGAAAUCUACAGUAAAGCCCUCGAAAGCUAAAGCUAAGGUUAAGCCCACCCCAAAACCGCUAGCCACGCCAGUGAGGCCGACUCAUAAAGGAGCGGUUCAAAUCGGCGCUAAACCCGUGGUGAAACCUAACAUCCAACCAAAGGGCAAGCCUAAAGUUCCAGCUAAACAUGUAGACGGCAAGACCACGACCAAGAAACCAGCCCUGAUUAAGAAACUUCUAGCAUCUGUGAACCCGCAGUGUAACCAAGCGUGCAAACGAAUAGGAACCCUGCAGUCCAACUUCUGCCCACAGGACUACGUGAUCGCGGGCAGGGUUUCCUCUCUGACGCCCGGGGCCAGGGGCAGCGUGGUGGCGGAGGUGUCCGUUAUCAAGGCUUACAAGACAGGAGGCCUGAAGCUCCUCAAGACCGGUCCCGCCGUCUCCGUAAAGCUCAGCUCCACCUGCAGGAGGUGUCCUGGGCUGCAGACAGGUCGGACCUAUGUGUUGAUGGGGAAGGUGGACUCCCAGGGUGGAGGACUGCUGACGCCCUCCAGCUUCACUCUCCUCUAUAAGCCCGCCCACGCCAAGGCGCUGGCCAAUUACGUCCGGAAGACCUGCUGACAUCACUGGCCUGGUCACUAACCAGAGAAGCAAUGCUGUCCCUACCUCACCUUUACACUCAAAUAGAGGGGAAAUAGGGUCAUAAACAUCCUGUAUGAAUGACUAAGGGUAGAAAUACUGACGUCAACAAUAUGAAAACGUUUUAGAACGUUAAGAGAGAAAUAAACGUAACAGAAGAUAUUAGAAGAUAUUUUGUAUGUACAUUUUAUUUCUGUGAUUAAACGAUGCAUAUCAUUUAUCGAAAGGCAGUGGUUGGUAUAUCUUCACCGUUAACUUUAACAAUGUUCAUACAUUGUAUCAGAUUUAACUUAAAACAUUGAAAGAUUC
Molecule: messenger RNA, 2228 nt
Organism: Gadus chalcogrammus (walleye pollock)
Lineage: Eukaryota; Metazoa; Chordata; Actinopteri; Gadiformes; Gadidae
Product: procollagen C-endopeptidase enhancer 2-like
Exons: 9
Coding region: 24-1901 (625 amino acids)
Molecular function (GO): protein binding
Source: RefSeq, a predicted model, not a curated record